AUGGUCAAACGUCUCUUCUUCACGCUCGAAGAUGCAAAGAUCUCCUUCAGCUUCUUCGGCCGCAUGCGCGGCGUCGGGACGCCUGCGAGCGCGCCGGCCAACUUGCCCGCGCCGGUCCCGUGCUCGGCGCACUCGCGACUGGCCUCAUGGCGCUCGCUAACAUUUACGCGUCCGUGGCCAUGUCCAAAGUACUGCCACCGCUCCGAGAGCUCCAAGGCGCUUUGGGCCGCGUUCGCGGGCCGUAUGGGUACGCUCAUUGCCGACGGGUUGGGCAUUGCCAUUAAUGCGCACGGCAUGCGCGACCACCCGUCGGUGCCGCCGCCCGAGCUGAGCUCCGCCUCAAUGGGCACUGUCGUGCUCGCGUACAUUGCCAUGCAAAUGCACGUCACGAUCGCCUUCGCCGUGCUCAUUAACCCGGCGUUCUACAUUGCCGAGCGCCUCGUGCUCGGCAUGCACGAGAAGAGGCGGUCGAGGUGGAAACCGGUUUGGCGUUUCACGAAUCCGGCCCCUGGGCUGCCCAAGACGAGCGAAGUGUCCGCAGUGAGCGCCACGUCCAGUCGUCGCCUGCGGACGUCCGUGUUCCCGCUCACGGGCGAGCUCACCAACGACCACGAGCUCGAAGCGGCCGAGUACCGCGGCGCGAACGCGAUCAAGUACAUUGUGCUGCGCCUCGCGAUCAUUGUCGUGCUCGUGGUGCUGUCCAUUAUCUUUGCCGACUACUUUUCCGACUUUGUCGACUUUGUGGGCGCGUCGGCCAUCACGGCCAAUUGCAUUGUGUUGCCGACGAUUUUCUACCCAUGA
Hyaloperonospora brassicae is the source of this 801-nucleotide messenger RNA. Lineage: Eukaryota; Oomycota; Peronosporomycetes; Peronosporales; Peronosporaceae. The record is from the annotation of a GenBank genome assembly.